Messenger RNA from Emiliania huxleyi CCMP1516, 1755 nucleotides. RefSeq lists its product as hypothetical. Bases 1 to 1755 code for a protein of 584 amino acids. The transcript has 4 exons. The record is from RefSeq and is a predicted model, not a curated record. NCBI's taxonomy places the organism in Eukaryota, Haptophyta, Isochrysidales, Noelaerhabdaceae. Gene Ontology annotation, molecular function: protein kinase activity. Gene Ontology annotation, biological process: lipid metabolic process.
AUGGCGUGCCCGUGCCUGCCGUCCGAGCCGGAAGAGCUCGAAGGCUUCGACCCGGCGAUCGCGCUCGAGUGCUCGCAGCUCGCCAUGUGCCUCGCGUACGAGCCCGACGUUGGGUUUCGCGUGGCGCAGCUUCCUGAAUUUAACAUAUCCACGAGCGGCAUCGUCUUCACAAAGGACUACGAGCGCGACGGAAAGCGCGCGCUGAUCGUCUGCUGCCGCGGCACCCUCUUCGGCGUCGCGAAGGACAUGCUCCGCAACCUCUCCUUCAAGGUGUCCACCUCCACCGUCUUCAAAGGCUACAAGAAGGAAGAAGGGGGAAAGUGGGUGAAAGUGAGUGAAGGACUCAGGGGUCUCGCGGACGAGAAAGUGCACCGGGCGUACCUUGACCGCGCGAUGGGCUGCCUCUUCAGCUACCUCCUCCUCGUCAAGAUGGAGGCGGGUGAUGAAGGCGCUUACGACAUUGGCAAGUACGAGAAGGUGAUCGUGACGGGGCACUCGCAGGGCGGUGCGGUCGCCCAGGUCUUCGCGGCGCUGCUCGUGGGCAUGGACAAGGGGCUGCGGGCUCUGCGUGACGGACUCAUCGACAAGCUGGUGAUCAACGACUGGAGCGGCAGUGUCAACAUCUUCGGCGCCGACAAGGGCCAGCUGACCUCAUCCGAGCUCACAAUCACGAUGAAGAAAAACGCGGACGGUACAGAUGUGACGCCAAAAAUGUUUCACGUCGAGUGGACAGGUGCGUGGGAGCAUGAAAAGGACUGGCUGGUCAAGGACGCCCUGCUCCAGGACGAGGACGAGGACGACCGCAUGGGUACCCGCGAGACCGUGAGCGUGUACGCCUUCGCGCCGACCAAGAUCGCGAACAUGGCUUUCGAGCGCUGGUACGACCUGAAUGUGCCGCGCACGUUCAACUUCAUCAUGAAGUACGACCCCGUCGCGCAGAUGGUGUUUCCGUGGACGCGCCGGCCGGGCGGCCUGAUCGAGAUAACCGUGAAGAAGACCGACAACCUGCGGUGGCUCACCUUCCCCUUCAUUGACGCGAUGCUCAACAUGAUGCCGGUCCUGCCAAGGUGCUGCGCGAAGAAGGGCGACUACGGGAUGGACCUGCACGGCGGCCGGGUCUUCCUCGCCGCCAUCACCGAGUAUUUGCUCCAUCGGGACGGGGACUCGGAGAAGGCGUGGAAGGCGAUCUUGGCGAAGGCGUGGAAGGAGAUUGCGCCCUUUGUGAUGGAUGCAGAGUAUUUUGGCGGCGGCAACGAGCACUUUGUCACCUGGCUCCGCCUCCAGCGCUCGUACUACUUUAGCGCAGAAGAGGGCUCUUCGACGAUCCGGCUCGACGACGAGAAGGAGCAGAUCAAGCUGCUGAAGCAGGCCCACACAGGGGAGCUGUGCGACUUUGCGUACACGGCAGCGGCGCUCAAGGCGUGGAACGAGCAGGAGGGGGACGCAAAGUACCUCUCGCGCGACCUGCUCGAGUCGAAGCCCUCCACCGCCGCGGACAUCUUCUCCUUCGGCAUGGUGCUGUACGAGGUGCGGACAGCAGAGAGCCUGCCUGGCUCGGGGCCGCGCUGGGACGAGCUGCGGUCGGGGUCGGUGCCGCCGCCGGCCGACUGCGGCGCCGAGAUGGGGCGCCUGCUGCGGAGCAUGAUGAGCCCGCAGCCAGAGGCGCGCCCCUCCGCCGACGGCAUCCUUGACUCGUGCUGUGCGGCCGCCGCCGCCGCCGCCGCAGACCGGUGCGUAGCGGCGGCGAUGGGAUAG